Messenger RNA from Scaptodrosophila lebanonensis, 975 nucleotides. RefSeq names its product ubiquinol-cytochrome-c reductase complex assembly factor 1 (gene Uqcc1). Gene Ontology annotation, cellular component: mitochondrion. The transcript is spliced from 4 exons. Gene Ontology annotation, biological process: mitochondrial respiratory chain complex III assembly. The record is from RefSeq and is a predicted model, not a curated record. Bases 98 to 883 code for a protein of 261 amino acids. NCBI's taxonomy places the organism in Eukaryota, Metazoa, Arthropoda, Insecta, Diptera, Drosophilidae.
UCAGUCAAACAUAACAGCUGUCCAGUUGUUCUUUUUGUAAAUCGCGUGUAGUUUUCGUAUACAUUUUUUUAAAACCAAUUGAACAUUUUAUUUAAAUAUGCUAUGCACUCGCACUGUUAGGAGGCUGGCGAGCGGCAUAUAUAUACGGCCUGCACUGACACUACACAUAUAUAAACCAAGCGCGGUGACAGCGAUUGGCUUUACACCCCACUGCAGACUAUGCUCCUCAGGUCCUACCGCAACCGGCGUUGUGACCAGUUCGGACAAAACAAAACAAAGCGACGUUGGUGAUACCAAUAUAUUGAAGCGCGUUCUGACCAAAGUCGGUUUUACGCCCAACACAAAAGCGCGCCUAAAGAUUGCUAGCCAUUUGUUGUACGAAAGUGUGGCGGACAAGAUCAACUAUGUGGCUUUCUUUAACGAUUUCAACCUGCCAAACACGUUCAACUCGUGGUUUCUCGUAACUGAACUGCACGUUUGGCUUUUAUUAAUGCGGUCUAUGGCCGAAGGUUCGGAAACAGGCGAAGAUGGUCGCUUCCUACGAAAUUGUAUAGUUGAGGCAAUGUGGGGUGAUGUGAACACACGAGCCAAAAAAUUGGGUGCUAAUAACCCCUCACGUACGAGGCAACAGAUUCAGACACUCUCGGAACAGUUUCAAGCAGCGCUUAUUGCUUACGACGAGGGCAUCAUGUCCGACGAUAAGGUGCUGGCCUGUGCUCUUUGGCGACGUUUCUUUGAGCUGAAUUGCGACGAUUACACGCAUAUCGAACGCCUGGUCAAGUAUGUUCGUCAGCAAGCUGUCAUGCUGGACAGUUUAUCCCGCGAGCAGUUCAUAACAAAGCCCAAAAUACCCUGGCUGGAUCUGGACAAAUGCAGAGUGUAAGGUGUGUGCGAGGUUUUAAUUCUAGAGAAGAUGAAGUUUGUUAUGCCUAAUGCUAAUUAAAUAACUAAAUCGUCAAUGGGUUCGUUAAGUAA